CUUCUUCUGAUAUCCCUGCAGACUGAGCAACAUGCACAUCUUACAGCCGUACUGCAUCAACAGGUGGCCGGAGGUGCCGAAGAGAAAGAGUAAGAACAGCCAUUGUUCGGUGAAGAGCGUGUCAGCUCUUAGUGUCUCGGUUCCAGGGUACAUCCCCAGCUACCUGGAGAAGGAUGAGCCCUGCGUGGUGUGCGGGGACAAGGCGACCGGCUACCACUACCGCUGCAUCACCUGCGAGGGUUGCAAGGGUUUCUUCCGGCGGACCAUUCAGAAGAACCUCCAUCCAGCUUACUCCUGUAAAUAUGAAGGCUGCUGCAUCAUCGAUAAGAUCACACGCAACCAGUGCCAGCUGUGCCGCUUUAAGAAGUGCAUCGCUGUGGGCAUGGCCAUGGACUUGGUGCUGGAUGAUUCGAAGCGCGUGGCCAAGCGGCGUCUGAUCGAGGAGAACCGACAGAAAAGGAAGAGGGAGGAGAUGGUGAAGACGUUGCAGACGCGGCCGGAGCCAGACACCGCAGAGUGGGAGCUCAUCAGAAUGGCAACGGAGGCCCACCGGCACACCAACGCCCAGGGCUCCAGCUGGAAACAGAAGCGCAAGUUCCUGUCGGACGACAUCGGCCAGGGUCCCAUCGUGCCCACGUCUGACGUAGAUAAGGUGGACCUGGAAGCCUUCAGCGAGUUCACCAAGAUCAUGACCCCCGCCAUCACACGCGUCGUCGACUUUGCCAAGAAAUUGCCCAUGUUCUCGGAGCUGCCUUGUGAGGACCAGAUCAUCUUGCUGAAAGGUUGCUGCAUGGAGAUCAUGUCGCUGCGCGCCGCCGUCCGCUACGAUCCAGAGAGCGAGACGCUGACACUAAACGGCGAGAUGGCCGUGAAGAGGGAGCAGCUGAAGAACGGAGGGCUGGGCGUGGUGUCGGACGCCAUCUUCGAUUUGGGCAAGAGCCUGGCUCAGUUCAACCUGGAUGACUCGGAGGUGGCUCUGAUGCAGACCGUUCUGCUCAUGAGCUCAGACCGGUCAGGGCUGACCAGCGUGGAGAAGAUCGAGCAGUGCCAAGAGGCCUACCUGCUGGCAUUCGAGCACUACAUCAACUACCGCAAGCACAACAUUCCCCACUUCUGGCCCAAGCUGCUGAUGAAGGUGACGGACCUGCGCAUGAUCGGAGCGUGCCACGCCAGCCGCUUCCUCCACAUGAAGGUGGAGUGUCCCAACGAACUCUUUCCCCCGCUCUUCCUGGAGGUCUUCGAGGACCAGGACGUGUGA
Molecule: messenger RNA, 1258 nt
Organism: Anoplopoma fimbria (sablefish)
Lineage: Eukaryota; Metazoa; Chordata; Actinopteri; Perciformes; Anoplopomatidae
Product: thyroid hormone receptor alpha
Exons: 8
Coding region: 32-1258 (408 amino acids)
Biological process (GO): retinoic acid receptor signaling pathway; thyroid hormone receptor signaling pathway; negative regulation of transcription by RNA polymerase II
Molecular function (GO): zinc ion binding; nuclear receptor activity; RNA polymerase II cis-regulatory region sequence-specific DNA binding
Source: RefSeq, a predicted model, not a curated record